AUGGCCGAACCUGACAUUGAGCAGGUCGCCCUCGUCAUCACAGCGAUAUUGAGUUCGGUCAACGUUUCCCUCGGCUUCGGCAAGCAUGUCUUCGAGAUCAACCCCGUCAACUUCCCGGCGAUCGGCCUUAACGGCCAGGUUUCCAGCACGAUAUCGAUUUCGGCAGCGGUGUGGAGUAAGACCUCGUUCGCGAUGACGCUUCUCAGGAUCGAAGGGAAAGGUUGGACUCGACACCUGAUUUGGUUCGCCAUCGUCAGCAUGAAUCUGCUGAUGGCGCUUAACGCGAUGGCCGGCUGGGUUCAAUGUGCGCCGAUCGAGAAGAACUGGCACCCUGAACUCCCUGGAAAGUGCUGGGAUCCUAAGGUUGCCGCGUACUACGGUGUAUUUGCUGCCGGAUACUCCGCGUUGAUGGAUAUCCUCCUCGCAAUGCUGCCAUGGAAGUUGGUUUGGGAACUCCAAAUGAAGUUGAAGGAGAAGAUCGGCGUUGCCAUCGCCAUGAACCUCCGGCUAAGAUCGAUCUCCAGUGCCGGUGCAACUGCGAUCGUCAAGUGCACGACCAUCCCCACUCUCCUCUCGGGUGACUUUACGUACGACGGCAGCGACCUUGUCAUCUGGGGAACCUGCGAGUCCGGCGUAACCAUCGCCGCCGCCUCCAUCCCCGUCCUCCGCGUCCUCGUCCGCGACGUCGCCAGCACCGCCCGCAAAUACUACGGCGGAUCCACCGGUACCCGAACAGGCAGGUCUCAGAUCGGCGGUGGCAUCACCCGUACGAACACUGUCACAGUAACGACGACAACACGAAAGCCUUCCGUCAGAAGGAAAGAUAAGCUCGCAGACGACCGAAGCGACAAGAGCAUCCUCGGGGAUGAGGAAGAGGUGGAGUUUGGCAAGAUCGUCAAGACAAACGAGGUGGUGGUGCAGUACGACACGAGAAGUGAUUACGAUGGGCAUAAUGAAAGUUACGAGAUGGGCCGGAUGGAUCGCAUGGACCGUAUGAACCGUAUGGUGUAA
Messenger RNA from Colletotrichum chrysophilum, 1011 nucleotides. RefSeq lists its product as uncharacterized. The coding region runs from base 1 to 1011 and encodes 336 amino acids. The record is from RefSeq and is a predicted model, not a curated record. The transcript has 5 exons. NCBI's taxonomy places the organism in Eukaryota, Fungi, Ascomycota, Sordariomycetes, Glomerellales, Glomerellaceae.